Dicrocoelium dendriticum is the source of this 314-nucleotide messenger RNA. Lineage: Eukaryota; Metazoa; Platyhelminthes; Trematoda; Plagiorchiida; Dicrocoeliidae. The record is from the annotation of a GenBank genome assembly.
CCAGGAGUCGGAUUGCCUUUUCAAUGGCUAUGCGUGCCAUCUUUCUGCUGACAGUGUUCCUUCUGUUGUCGCAAACGGAAAUCGAGGCUCGGAGUGUUCAGACUCAGUGCAAUGCAAUCGCGGCAUCCUACAACUCAAAUUACGGACGUUAUUGCCGAAACUCACGAUCAAGUAGCUGCGUUAAUUAUUUGCAAGCUAUGAUGCCUGUGUUUCAAGCAUGCAGAUCGGCAGGGUAACUGAAACACAAUGCAACAUUCCAAAACCUGUUUCAUGUAAGCAUUAUAAAAUUACGACCUAAUAAAAUUGCUUCGCAC